AUGCCUGCGAUAGCCGCUCCAGCAGGGACAGAGGACACCCGUACCAAGCGCCGCCCUGCAGCAAAGCGCAAGAGAGCUGCCGAGGGGGAUGAUACUCCUGCACCAGAGGGCGAAACGACCAUCAGACCGACGGUGGAAACGCACAUCAAGAAGACGUUGACGGUGGAGACGGUGGCGUCCAUCGUCGCGCUCCGGCCUGAGGGAAUCAAGUUUGCCUACGUCGAUGAGCUCAUGCUCGAGCUGGACGUCAAGGCGUCCGAGAGGGAUAAUACCUUCAAGACGGGAAAGUCUUUCCGAUCCCAGGCUCCGGCUCUGGAUGCGUCCGUGGGCGGCUGGACAGGCAAAGACACUUUCAGACGGGCGAGCCCUGGUCCCGAAGAACCACCCAAGAGCCGGGAGGUCCUCUACUUUGAGUUUGUAGAUGGCGACCUCAAGCGCCAGGUGCAGGACCGUAAGAGUGGCGAGCCUACGAAGCCACAUCGCAAGCUGAGAGAGGAGGAUCUCAAGAUGCCUGUGUACAGCCAGAAGCAGAUGACACAGCUCAUUGAGAGGCGUAACACGAGGUUCAAGAGCGCAGUCAACGUGUUCUUGAACAAAUGUGUCGAAGAGAAGGUUGACCCAGAGAUGGUUCUGGUGCAGAAGACGAAAGCGCAUAUCCCUGAGCCUUCGCCGCCGGAGGAGGAUGAGGAUUUGCACGCACCCAGCACGCUGCCCGAGAUUAUUCCACAAGAGCGCAAGAGCAUUCCUGAGAUUGUGCAGGAGCUGAAGGAGAGCUCGUGGUACACGGGCCAGAUUGUGCCAGACGGGCAUCGAGUGUUCGAGGCCCAAGAGCCGGUCUACGGAGACUUGGACUUUCUACUGAGUCAGGACCUUGUCAAUGCGCUCUACAAUGCCAAGGGCAUCACCCGAUUCUUCGCGCACCAAGCUGAGGCACUAAAUGGGCUUCACGAUGGCCAGAACGUGGUUGUCUCCACGUCGACGAGCUCAGGCAAGUCGCUGAUUUAUCAGUUACCGAUCAUCUACGCUCUCGAGCGGGACUUUAAUUCAAGAGCCAUGUACAUCUUCCCAACCAAGGCACUAGCACAGGACCAGAAGAGGAGUCUGAAGGAGAUGAUGUCCUACAUGCCCGGGAUGGAGGAGGUCCUGGUGGAGACCUUUGACGGAGACACGCCUUUUACGAUGCGGAAUGAAAUCCGCGAGAGCGCGAGGACCAUAUUCACGAAUCCGGACAUGCUGCACAUUACGAUUCUUCCACAAGAAGACAGGUGGAGGACGUUUCUCAAGAACUUGAAGUAUGUCGUUGUGGACGAGCUCCAUUAUUACAAUGGGCAAAUGGGCUCCCAUAUGGCCUUUAUCAUGCGACGGCUGAGACGGGUCUGUGCUGCCGUCGGCAAUCGCAAGGUCAAGUUCAUCUCGUGCUCUGCCACCGUUGCCAACCCGAAAGAUCACUUCAAGACCAUUUUUGGUAUCGACAAUGUCCGGCUCAUCGACUUUGACGGAUCGCCCUCGGGACGCAAGGAAUUCUUAUGCUGGAACACACCCUACAAAGACCCUGGCGAUCCUGCAAGUGGCCGAGGCAGCGCCAAAUUUGAGUGUGCUCGCUUGUUCUGCUCCCUCAUGCUGAGAGGUGUGCGUAUUAUCGCCUUUUGCCGGGUUCGUCACCAGUGCGAGAAGUUGGUCAACGCCAUCAAGCAAGAGCUAGAGUCAAUGGGCCGUCCAGAGACUAUCAAUCUAGUCAUGGGCUACCGUGGCGGCUACACGCCGCAUGACCGCCGACGCAUCGAAAGCGAGAUGUUUGAGGGCAAGCUGCUGGGAAUUGUGGCCACGACGGCCCUGGAGCUUGGUAUUGACAUUGGGUCGCUGGACUGCGUGAUGACAUGGGGCUUCCCCUAUACCAUUGCCAACCUGCGCCAACAAAGCGGACGUGCCGGGCGGAGGAACAAGGACUCGUUGUCAAUCUUGGUGGGCGAUUCGUUUCCUACAGACCAACAUUACAUGCAGAAUCCUAAUGAGCUGUUCACGAAAGCGAAUUGCGCAUUGCAGGUAGAUCUGGACAAUCUCCUGGUGCGCGAGGGCCAUAUUCAAUGUGCCGCAUACGAGAUGCCUAUCCGGCCUAAAGAGGAUGCCAAAUAUUUUGGGGAGGACUUGCCCCGAGUGUGCGAAGAGAGACUUCUCCUGGACGAGACCGGAUACUAUCACUGUCACGACCGCUUUCGCCCCGUGCCAUCCAAAUUUGUUGCCAUCCGCGACACAGAAGAUGAUCACUUCGCCAUUAUCGACAUUACCAAUGGACGCAACAUUGUUCUUGAGGAGCUUGAGGCCUCGAGAGCACAUUUCACGAUCUACGACGGGGCCAUAUUCCUCCACCAGGGCAACACGUACCUUGUCCGAGACUUCCAGCCUGAGAAACACAUGGCCAAGGUGGAAAAGGUUAGGGUGGAAUGGACAACGGUGCAGCGUGAUUACACAGACAUUGAUCCCACAGAGACAGAAGCUCUGCGCAAAAUCACCAAUUCACGGUCAAUGGCCUACUACGGCACGAUCAAGAUCCAGCAGAACGUAUUUGGGUUCUUCAAGGUGGACAAACAGAACCGCGUCCUGGACGCCGUGCACGUCGACAACCCACCCGUCAUCCGGUUCAGCAAGGGGAUGUGGGUGGACAUACCAAAGGUAGCCUUGGAGAUUCUACAGGAGCGACGGCUGCACUCGGCCGCGGCGAUCCAUGCGGCCGAGCACGCCAUCAUGAGCUUGGUGCCCAACUUUGUCAUCAGCAUGCCGAGCGAUGUACGGACCGAAUGCAAGUUUGGGGUGAAGGAGUUUGCGCAAAAGGACAGUCAGCGCAAGCGACCGGCGCGGCUGACGUUCUACGACGCCAAGGGGGGCGCGGGGGGCUCUGGUAUCAAUACAAAGGCGUUUGAGCACAUUGAUCAGCUCCUGCGGGACGCGCUCAAGAGGGUUGAGGGCUGUCACUGCGAGAGAGGCUGCGUCGAGUGUGUGGCCUCGGAGCUGUGCAAGCACUCCAACGAGGUGAUGAGCAAGGCGGGUAGCGCAGUGGUCCUCAAGGCUCUGCUGAACAUGAAGAUCAACGUGGAGGAUUUGCCCAUGGGGCCCGAGGACGAGAGCCCCCUGGGUUUCGAAACGGUUGUUGCUGCGCAGCCAGUGCCCUUUAGGGAUGCGCGUCUGUUGGCGCAAGACGGUGGUGAGUCUGAGCCUUUAGUCAAGGCCGAACCACGGGAGGAGUACGAGACCAUGGGUGGUUUCGAUAGAUGGUCUGGUAUUGGGGAGCCUCCCAUGCCAUGA
This is a messenger RNA of Emericellopsis cladophorae, 3300 nucleotides long. Its product is annotated as putative ATP-dependent helicase-like protein. The record is from RefSeq and is a predicted model, not a curated record. Lineage: Eukaryota; Fungi; Ascomycota; Sordariomycetes; Hypocreales; Bionectriaceae. The transcript is spliced from 3 exons. The coding region runs from base 1 to 3300 and encodes 1099 amino acids. Gene Ontology annotation, molecular function: nucleic acid binding; ATP binding.